GACUCGAUGACAGGCUUUUUAAGGUGGCCCCAGAUAUUCCGACCUCAGCCCAGCGUCCUCCUGUGCCUCUACUCAGUGAGGUAGUCUCCAAGAAAGGGGACCCCGAGUCAGCCCAUCACACCUGGUUUCCUAUCUGCUAGGGUCAUUCAUCCCACGCAGCACUGGAGGGCAGCUGAGGAGGAGCCGCCUUAACAAAGGGGUUGUGUGCCAGGGAGCUGGGUAGGUGUCUGGCUAUAUAUCUGCCCAGCGGAGGUACUCUGGGUACAAAGAUGGCACUGACACAGGAGCUGUAUGCCACACCAGCCUCCAGGCUGGACUCCUUCGUGGCUCAGUGGCUGCAGCCCCACCGGGAGUGGAAGGAAAAGGUGCUGGACGCUGUGCGGACCGUGGAGCAGUUUCUGAGGCAGGAGCAUUUCCAGGGGGAGCAUGGGCUGGACCGAGAUGUGCGGGUGCUGAAGGUGAUCAAGGUGGGCUCCUUUGGGAAUGGCACCAUUCUCAGGAGCACAAGAGAGGUGGAGCUGGUGGCGUUUCUGAGCUGUUUCCACAGCUUCCACGAGGCAGCCACACACCACCAAGCCGUUCUGAGGCUGAUAUGGAAAGCCAUAUGGCAAUCCCAGGACCUGCUGGCUCUCGGGCUCGAGUGCCUGAGGGUGGAGAAGAGAGUCCCUGAUGCAAUCGUCCUCACCAUCCAGACCUGGGAGGCUGUGGAACCCAUCACUGUCACCAUCGUGCCUGCCUACAGAGCCCUGGGGCCUUCUGUUCCCAACUCCCAGCCACCCGCUGAGGUCUAUGUGAGCCUGAUCAACGCCUGCGAUGUUCCUGGAAAUUUCUCCCCAUCCUUCAGUGAGCUGCAGAGAAACUUCGUGAAACAUCGACCAACUAAGCUAAAGAGCCUCUUGCGCCUGGUGAAGCACUGGUACCAUCAGUAUGUGAAAGCCAGGUCGCCCAGGGCCAAUCUACCCCCUCUCUAUGCUCUUGAACUACUAACCAUCUACGCCUGGGAAAUGGGUACUGAGGAAGAUGAGAAUUUCAUGUUGGAUGAAGGCUUCACCACGGUGAUGGACCUGCUCCUGGCGUAUGAAGACAUCUGUAUCUACUGGACCAAGUACUACACACUCCAGAAUCCAGUAAUCGAGGAUUGUGUCAGAAAACAGCUCAAAAAAGAGAGGCCCGUCAUCCUGGAUCCCGCCGACCCCACCCACAAUGUAGCAGAAGGGUACAGAUGGGACAUCGUCGCUCAGAGGGCCUCCCAGUGCCUGAAACAGGACUGCUGCUAUGAUGACAGGGAGAACCCCAUCCCCAGCUGGAACGUGAAGAGGGCACGAGACAUCCAUGUGACAGUGGAGCAGAGGGGUUACCCCGAUUACAAGCUCAUCGUGAACCCUUAUGAGCCCAUAAAGAAGAUUAAAGAGAAAAUCCGGAGGAGCAGGGGUUACUCGGGCCUGCAGCGUCUGUCCUUCCAGGCUCCUGGCGAUGAGAGGCAGCUUCUUAGCAGCCGAUCCUCCUUAGCCAAAUACGGGAUCUUCUCCCACACUCACAUCUAUCUGCUGGAGGCCAUCCCCCCGGAAAUCCAGGUCUUCGUGAAGAAUCCUGAUGGUGAGAGCUACGCCUAUGCCAUCGACCCCAACAGCUUCAUCCUGGGUCUGAAGGAGCAGAUUGAAGACCAGCAGGGGCUGCCUAAAAAGCAGCAGCAGCUGGAAUUCCAAGGCCAAGUCCUGCAGGACUGGUUGAGUCUGCGGGGCUAUGACGUCCAAGACAGUGACACCCUCAUCCUCUCUAAGAAGAAAGAGGGACAGGCUCUGUUUCCAGCCAGCUAGUCUCCUCUGGGAAACUUCUCUGUACAUUUCUGCCACCUGCUCCAGAACUCAUUCUGUGAACCACUCUGUCCCACUGUUUACUGGGAAGGUCCUAGGUCUUCACCAGCUUUAUGAUGAGUUAUCCCAAGCCAGACGUAGUCGCUCACACCCGUAAUCCCAGUACUUUGGGAGGCCGAGGUAGGAGGAAUGCUUAAGCCAAGGAGUUCAAGACCAGCCUGGGUAUCAUAGGAAGACCCCGUCUCUACAAAAUAAAAAA
Molecule: messenger RNA, 2073 nt
Organism: Sapajus apella (tufted capuchin)
Lineage: Eukaryota; Metazoa; Chordata; Mammalia; Primates; Cebidae
Gene: OASL
Product: 2'-5'-oligoadenylate synthetase like
Exons: 6
Coding region: 270-1817 (515 amino acids)
Biological process (GO): negative regulation of viral genome replication; defense response to virus; regulation of ribonuclease activity
Cellular component (GO): cytosol; membrane; nucleoplasm
Molecular function (GO): double-stranded RNA binding; nucleotidyltransferase activity; protein binding
Source: RefSeq, a predicted model, not a curated record